GGAGGGAGGAUAAAGCAAGAAUAGAGACAGAAAGGAGAACAGAGGCACAGAAAAACAGAUCAUUAUACAGCAAACGAGCAAGAGGCCGCUGAAUGAAUAACAAGGAAGGGAUUACAAAGCGCAGGACUAAAAAAAGGAGAGAAUGCCGGCUGAAGACUCUCUCUCCCUCUACUCUCUCUUUCUCUGACUCCCUCCCUCCCCCUCCUCCUAUCCUUCCUGUCACCCUCCCAACUCUCUCAGAGGCUCUCCCUCUCAGGCGAUCUCCUCAGUAAAAGAUGGCAUGAGCCCACUGUCACCCAUCCUCAGCUUGUGGAGCGUUUCGUUCGCCUCAUUUUCUCUCUCUUUCUGUCACUUUCUGUCUGUCUCUUUCUCCUCUGAUCCCUCCACCUCUUUGCUCCACACGGGUUCAGUGCAGAGGGUGAAGAGGAGGUAGACAGAAGCUGACCUCUCCCCUCUCCCCUCCCUCCUCGCACCCUCAAGGCCCAGAGAGAGAGAAAGAGAGAGAGCCGGAGCAGGGAGCUGUCUGAUGACUUACUCCAACAACGAGCUCCUUAACCCGGCCAACCACAGCCCCGAUACCCACCUGCCCACCACCCUCCCAUCCUCCCAUAACCCAGACUCUUCUACCCAUGAUCCAGGACCAUGUUUGGAUUAAAGACUCCACACUUCUACCUCCCAGGUAUGAACCAUGACUCCAAUAAAUCACCAUCAUUAGGAAUGAUCUCCACGGCAACUCGCACCACGGCUACUGUCAGUCCCCUCAGCCCACUAACCAAUGGGAACGCAGUUGCCCAAUCUGCAAACUCCGGAUUCGCUGCUGCUCUGCGUAAACUGGCCAAACAGGCCGAGGAUCCCAGAGGUUCUGCCAUCAGUGGUGAAUCGUCUCCAGUCUCUUCCCCGGCCACCAGCCACAGUUCGCCGGUCACCACACCUAAGCGGGGCUCAUUAGGGCCCCUCCUGGGCCAGACCAGGGGUCACGGUGUCCCCGGCACCCCUCCGGUAGUCACCAUUGCCCCCACCAAGACCAGCAACGGCCUGUGGAGGGCCGACGGACGACAGGUAGAGCCGAGUGUUCAGGGACUCGGUAGGGAGCGGGUGGGUGCUGAGAACGCCCAGUCACAGCAGGAUAAGAGGACCCCUCCCACCCAUUCACCUCACCACCUGGCUCACCACUUUGGCCUCACCCCCAGCUCCGUCAUGCAAGACCCCAGAUUACAGAGCCUUAGUUUGCCUGGGCAGAUGCACCCUGUUGUUCAGUCGGGCGCCGUCCCAGAGGAGUACCUGAGAGCGCUCCGGCCCUUCGCCACCUCAGAUGACCUCCGACUGGCCUCUCUGCCCCUGAGUCUCGACCCUGCUGCCGCUGCCCACGCUGCAGCUGCUGCUGCUUACUAUCAUCCUGCCUACCUGCACCACCCGCUGUCCUUACCAAGGAUGGAGGAGUCUCUGUGUCUUUCUGCACUACGGUCGCAGUUCUAUUCUGUGCCUGCAGGGGGCGCCUUCUCUCCUCUCCACCCCUCUGCCCUCCACUUGCACCUGCCUGGAGGUCGCUACCCUGGGGAACUAAACCACACAGCGUUGGCUGAGAGGCUACAGAUGGAGAAUGAGCUCCGCCAGCGAGAGAGACAGCAAGAGCGUGAACGAGAGAAAGAAAGGGAGCGCGAGGCAGGGCUGGAACGGGAGCGCGAGCGCGAGAGGGAGAGAGAGAGGGAGGAGGAGAGGGGGAGAGAGCGGGAGAGAGAGCUGGACAGACAGAAGGAGAGGCAGAGGGAGAGGCAGCAGCAGAUGGUCAGAGCGGCAGAGAGCCACUACCUGGCUGAGCUGCAGGCUCGGAGGGCACCACCCGAGGACAGGGGCAGGCCAGGAGAGAGGCUGACCCCGAACAGACUGGAUAAAACCAAGGAAUCAGAGCAUCCAGGUUUCCAGGCACCCAAACCUCUCUCCCUGCAGCCUGGCCUUCACUCCUCCAGGGGGUCUAUCCCACACGCAGUGCCCAGCCUGGUACCUUCUCACCUGGGGAAGCAUUCUGCUGCUGCUGCUGGGGGGAUCCAUGGAGCUCUGGCGGCUGCCAUGAUGACACAGAGGGUGAACGAGGCAGCAUGGUUGAGCCGGCAACGAGGGCAAGGGCAAGAGAGGGAGGGUCCGCUGGAGAUGGGACUCAGGUCACCUGGGAAAGGGGUGGAGUCGAGGAGAGACAUCCACAGAACCAAUUCAGUCCAUCACAACACAGGCAGCAAAGAUGUACCUCCCUGCCUUGGGGCUCCACCUCCCCUUAUCUCCCCUAAAGGACCCCAUCAUCCCCCUGCCCCUCCGACUACACUGUGGAACCCAGCCUCCCUUGUCGACACCCCUGUAGACUCCCGCAGGAAACUCAACCCUCCUACACCUCCAAGUCGGCCGCCUCCGGGACUGACCAGAGCCGACAGACCCCCCCUGAGCUGGGGGGAGAAGCUGGAAGAUGGGGGCAGGAGGAGGGCAGAAGGCAUAGAGAGGUACACCUCACUUAGGGGAGCUAGUUUACAAGAAGCAGGUUCGUGGAACAAGGCAGAACAGGACAGAGCCAUCCAGAGCCUCUAUCAGCGGCAUCACAUCAAUAACCUCCACCAGAGAUCUUGUGUGCCUCCGUCUACUCCCGGUGCCUGCACUGACCUCGAGGGGCAACGCCAGGCAGCCUCUCCGUCUCCAGUGAGGGAGCGACAGAGUCAGCCGCCCGACAGCAUGUUGGUGUAUGACGAGGUUCUCCAGCAGCACCGCCGGCUGCUCAGCAAACUCGAUCUGGAGGAGAAGAGAAGGAAGGAGGCCAGAGAGGGAGGUUAUUACUAUGACCUGGACGAGUCAUAUGAUGAGAGCGACGAAGAGGAGGUGAAAGCCCAUUUGAGGAGAGUGACAGAACAGCCCCCGCUCAAACUGGAAGCAUCCUCCGAGAAAGUGGAUUUUCUGCGUGUGUGUGGUCUGACCACACUGGCCCAUCGUGAUGGGCUUCUGGCACGGAAGAGGAGGAAGAGGAGGAGGAUGAUGAGAGAGCGCAGCCUCUCUCCUCCAGCCGUGCGGGGCAAGAGGAAGGCCUCUUCACCUUCAACACCUACAACUCCCUUAACUACCCCAUACUCUGCCGAACAGAUGGACAGCACCCCUGAGCUGGGGGAGAAAAAGGACUUCCUCCUUAUGUUCAACCUUUCUCAUGUCAGCCCACAGCAGAGGAGAGAUAAGGAGAGGACAGAGGAGCUGCUGAGGGCCAUUCAGAGGAAGACCGUGACGUUAGACACACUCAGAUAUAAUCCUUUACCUCCAUGUAGCAGUCCUUCUGCUCCCUCAGCUGGUGACUCCUCGUCAGCUCCUCUGCCGUGUCAAUCAAACGGACAUCUGUACCCAGACUCUCCAAGCCCCUCCCCGCCGUAUGUACACAAACCUAAACAUCUCCUCCAUAAUGACACAUUCAAACCCUCCAUGGACAGCCAUGUGGCCCGCGUCCCUCCACCCUUGGCCGUUCAUCAUGAAAAGGCUGAAUUCACGGAGCCAAACAGGAAGCACCAGGGCCUCCAGAAUGGCGUUGUUGCUUCUCCCCAGAAAAAGGAGCCCAGUCCUGUGCAGAAUGGAUGGAAUCGGCCCUUGGAGAGGUUCACGCCUGAGUCCUUUGCUCAGCACUUCCACCAGGCUGUGCUGCAGUCCACACACAACACGCUGCAGAACAAAGGAGUCUCCAAUUGCAUCCCCGAGGCUGGCACGAAGGCCGACCGCUCGUUGUUUCACAGCAUCUCUCAACAGAAGAGUUCAAACGUUAAUCAUGUCCCUCAGCAGGCACACAUCAACGGCCAUCACUUCCACCAUUUCCCUGUAGGCAGCAGGGACACUCCAGGACCACGGGAAAACCUGUCUGAUGAGGACGAGGAGGAGUCUGGACAGGAGGAGGAAGAUGAGGAGGAGGAGGAGGAGGAGAUGGAAGAAGCUCCAAAGAAGUGGCAGGGUAUUGAAGCUAUUUUUGAGGCCUACCAGGAGUAUGCGGAUGCGUGGAGUAUAGAGCGGCAGGUUCUUCACAGUCAGUGUAAAAGACUUGAAGCACAAAAUUACAACCUGACCAGAACUGCAGAGCAGCUUUCUCUCACUAUGGGGGACCUGGUGAGUCAGAGGCAGAAAGUGAGAGAGGAGAGGGAGAGACUGCAGGCCCAGCUCGAGCACUUCAGGAGGUGUUUGACACUACCUAACAUUCACUGGGGCAGGAGGCAAGUCAACGGGCACACACCGAGGUGACCUCUGACACUGACUCUCUGGCAGAUAAUGCCUCUGACAGCGGAGGAACAGUAACAAGAACAAGACAGACUGGAGCCAGACCACUCUCUGCACUUGAAGCACUUGAAGGAGCCAGUCCUUGUCUUGUUACCCUUCUGGCCAGUCAGUUAUGUUACCUGACUGGUUCCAGAUUCAACUGAUCACCUGCCAUGUUCGCCGCGGUAACUGUACACCGCGGUGACCGUAUAGUCUGGGCAAAUUCCCACUCUCUGUCACUCUGCCCAUGGAUAAUAACACUGUGUGGGUGAAACAGCGUCUUUGUCAGAGUAACACUAACCAUUCCCACUAGUCCCUGAGAUGGCUUUAAGGACUUUCCACCAUUUAGCUCAUAUCAUAUGAAUUUCUGCAUAAACUGUAUUUAUCCAAGCUUGGUACAAAUCCGUAGUCUCUGGACAGCGGUAAGAAGAUACUUAAAGCGCGCAGUGGUCACUUGGUUAAAACUCAGAGAAUGAAAAUUGAGUCAAGGAAUCAAAGCACACCUCAGGCCUUAAACUUGAUAGGAUGCACUUGAAAUGGAAUUGGGAGGAAAUACUUGACUAUCCUCUGUGUGGUAUAAUGUUGUAGCGUCUACUGGGCACCGUGUCUGACGGAUGACACAGUUUGUGUGCUGGUGAAGAGGAUAGGAAACAUCUAAAAGAUAGUAUCUAUAUAAUGGUAUCAAUGAAGUUUUUUGAGGUUUAAUACACUUUUCCAUUGGUGAAAUCACUCGCGGUAGACGAAGAAUUUUGUAUGUUUUAUCGUUUUAACCAUUUGCUUGUGGGAAGCCAUAUGUUCUUGUUUUGAAUUGCUGCUGGUCAGAAUAAAAAUGUUUAGAAAAUUAAGGGUGUUAGGACAGUUGUAUUUGAGGAAAAUGUUAUGUGAUGUCAAAAAUGUUUGAGGGGUUGGACCACUGGCGAUGGAUGACAAUAUGGCGAAACAUCAGGUUUUUGUCUCGCAGCAUUAUCAAGUUGUCAUGAUUAGUUCAGAGGUUUAUCCCCCAGAGUCGGUGCUCUAAGCCCUCCACACGCCUAUAAAUAUAUACAAAACUUGAAUAGAAAAAAAAAAAAACUAUCUACACAUGUUCUUAAAUAAUUGGCAUCAUUUGAGUGACAUGACUGAACUUUUAGGCAUACUGUCCAACCUUACCACACCUUUCUGAAGGUGGUUUAUUGUGGCGUUGUUUCGAAAAAUUAAGUUUAACUGAUUUUGUUGAGAAAACUAAUAAGCCAAAUUAUUAUACGGUUAAGUUUCAGGACUGUGUCAAGACUAAUAAAUUAUUUCUUUAAUUGUUGAUGGGUGACAUAAACAUCAGAAUUACACUAUCCUUCUGCGAAUAACAAUACAACCACACCUUCUCUGGUCUUUUGAUGAGAUUUAUUUCCAUCCAGCCAGACAAAAAUAUAUCACAAAUUCAUAAUUUCUGCCUCCUUCCCCUUUUGAAUGUUAAAAUCCCAGGAGUCUGUUCGUACAAGCACAACGGUAGCAAUGUCCCAAAAUCAUCUGACCUUCCUGUGUCACCUGUUCAGUCUCCUCUACCAACCUUCUGUGAAAUCCUGCAUAUUUGUUUCAAUCAGUUGUUAUGUAAUGUAUUAUUUGGGACGUAUAAUUGUGAUGAAUUAUUUAUUAACAUAUAUUGCUGUAAAGUCUGAUGGAAAUUUACAAUAAAAUAUUUGUAAAAUGUC
Messenger RNA from Dicentrarchus labrax (European seabass), 5945 nucleotides. RefSeq names its product genetic suppressor element 1. The record is from RefSeq and is a predicted model, not a curated record. NCBI's taxonomy places the organism in Eukaryota, Metazoa, Chordata, Actinopteri, Moronidae. The transcript is spliced from 16 exons. Bases 643 to 4245 code for a protein of 1200 amino acids.